Messenger RNA from Condylostylus longicornis, 2466 nucleotides. RefSeq lists its product as uncharacterized. Gene Ontology annotation, biological process: SCF-dependent proteasomal ubiquitin-dependent protein catabolic process. Gene Ontology annotation, molecular function: RNA binding. Gene Ontology annotation, cellular component: SCF ubiquitin ligase complex. The coding region runs from base 503 to 2110 and encodes 535 amino acids. The transcript is spliced from 6 exons. The record is from RefSeq and is a predicted model, not a curated record. Lineage: Eukaryota; Metazoa; Arthropoda; Insecta; Diptera; Dolichopodidae.
GUCAAGUGUUAACCGGCUAAAUAACAACAAUUGCAGAAGCAUAUUUCAUAAUCCAUAUUAACAAAAUUUCUAAAUGUGAUACCAAAUAAAAUGAAAACGCUUACUAUACAGAUUAGUUUGCUAUUUGUAUAAAAUUUGGAAUACUCUUUAUGUGGUUUAACAUUUUCAGUGAAAUAAUAAAAAAAAAUAUUAACCAAUUAAUAGCUUGUUAUUGACAGAAGAUGAAACGAAAAUAGCUUCAGCAAAGCAUUGCUUAUGGAUGAGCUUAUGGAAUAAAAUUACUAAUAGAAAGCAUGACUAUAAUCAUUUUAAUAUAAUGUUUUUGACAACACAUUAUUUAGUAAAAUAAAUCAAAAUUUAGCUUAAUACAUAGGUUCCCAUAUUAUUUUGGAAUUUUUAUUUUAAAACUCAAAUUUUUAUUUUUGAUAAUCAACAUUUUGUUUUUUUAAAUUGCCAAGAGAUAUUCACUUUUUUGCCUCUUCUAUAAACUAAAUUCUCAAAAAUGGAAAACGAACUAUAUCUUAUAGAAAUGGAUGGAACAUAUUUUACAAGAGAUAAUAUUCAAGUACACACUAUUUACUUUGAAAACAUUCCAGAUAAAAAUAAUGUCAUCCAUGAAUUGGAAGAAUACUUUUCGAAAUAUGGUAAAUUAAGUAAAAUAGAAAUUGAAAAACGUUACAAAAAUUUUUCUAACGACUUGAGAAUAAGUGGAAUUGUUCAAUAUGAAACACCAGAAUCAGCUUAUAGGGCAUUAAAAGAAGAACAAAAUAAUAACUUUACUGUGUUACCGGCCGACAGCUGGAUCCAACCUACAUUUUUAACUAAAAAACCUGGAGUAGAUGAUGAAGCAGAAAAUUAUUGCAGUUUAGUAGAUUUGGGUGAAGACUUGUUAAUGCUUAUAUAUUCUGAAUUAACAUUUCGUGAUAUUAUUACAUUGUUUUCUAUAUUUCCUAAUCUAAGACCAAGCAUAAGGCGAUAUUAUAAACGAGUAAAAUCUAUUAAAUUGAAUUAUAAUGAAAUAAGUAACUUAACUUUGCUGGAAAUUCGCCAAUUUUUAAUUGAAAUAGCAGGUGUCAUCGAAGAUUUAGAGAUUUUAGAUUGGAAUUAUAAUGUUAAAAGUAUACGUUUAAUAAAUUUUGCCUUACAUUUUUGCAAUGUGAGAUCGCUUCAUAUUUCUUCAAUAUCAUUUAAAGAUAAGGAUUUCAGUGCUAGAAUCCGACAAAAAUUUACAAAAUUAGAGAAACUGAGGCUAGUUGAUUGUCGAAUAAGUGAUGAAGAUGUUCAAAAUUUGUGCGAGUUAAAUUUGACAACCCUUGAUUUAUCCGGAACAAAUAAUUCUUUCGUUGGCAAUUAUCUACAUAAAUUCGGCAAAUUGAAGGAAUUAAGUUUGGAAAAUUGCGAAGACCUGUCUCCAGACAACUUGGAAAAAAUGAAUUUUAAAAAUUUAGAAGUAUUAAAUAUCUGUGGAUGUGUUUUUGUUAACAAUACGUUUAAGGUUAUUGCUGAAAACGCUCAUAAUCUUAAAUCUUUAAAAAUAUCAAUUUCAAAAUUAGAAAACAAUCAGUUUGAAAAUUUUGUAGGGCAAAUCAAAAGCCUAGAAAAAUUAAUUAUUGUCAACUCUUCAAGAACUGGUUGUACAGGAUUUUAUAUUGAUAUAUCUAACAUGAAUAAUCGUAUAAAAAAACUAGCCGAAUCAGAAUUUUUGCAAAGAAAUCUACAUCUCUUGCAUUUAAUUGAUUUCAAAAUAAGCGAUGACUCAUUCGAACAUCUUGCAAAAUUGAAAAAUUUAUGUGAAAUAAUGAUUUGUUUUUCACAUGAAGAAAAUGUCUCUCAAGAAUUUUGGAAACUUUUGUGUUCUUUAAAAAAACUGAAAGUAUUAGCAAUGAAAAUGGAUGGAUUUAAAUCUUUUGAAUCUAGCUUUAUGAUUAAACUGAUUGAAUACAUAAGUAAGAAUAGGAAUCGGGGAUUUACUCUAAUAGCAGAAAUAAGCAAAUCAGUUUAUCGGGAUAUCUUAAAGAGUUCAGUUUACCUUCAAUAUAAGGAUAUUAUAAAACUUGUGCCUUUCUAUUUUACGCAACCAUAUUCGCAUCAUGCUCUAAGUGAAAAUUGAAAGAAUUUUAUUAUAUUUAAUUCCAUGUGUAAUUGGGGAUCAUGCUAAUAAGCUAAAAUUUUUAUGAUUUCGAUCUUAUCGCAUUUUAUAGUUGCAUUUAUUUAUGAUGUGUUGUAUUUAUUAGUACAUAACUAUAUAUUUUUAACUAUUUAAUAAAAAAAGAAAAGAUAAACAAGUGUAGCAAUCAAUAUCACAAGCGACUUUAUUGUAAAUUAUUUUAUUUUCAAAGAAAAUUAAGUACAUACAUAAAUAUAAGUUUUUAAAAAGUACAAUUUGGACUAGAACUUGCUUUAAUUAUUAAAAAUUUAAACAUAUUUUUAUUUGCACAUAAAUAAAUGUAAAAGCUAUACAUUCAA